This is a messenger RNA of Nerophis lumbriciformis (worm pipefish), 11402 nucleotides long. It is a transcript of the gene ar, whose product is annotated as androgen receptor. Gene Ontology annotation, molecular function: sequence-specific DNA binding; DNA-binding transcription factor activity; zinc ion binding. Gene Ontology annotation, biological process: regulation of DNA-templated transcription. NCBI's taxonomy places the organism in Eukaryota, Metazoa, Chordata, Actinopteri, Syngnathiformes, Syngnathidae. The record is from RefSeq and is a predicted model, not a curated record.
AAAAAAAAGAAUUAUAGAUACUUUUGACAUUUUAAUGGUCAAAACGUGUGUUAACCAAUUGCACAUUUUGUUAAUACUCCAUCAAAGGACUGCUUUGUGGCUUUUCUGUGCGUGUUAAUAAACAAAGACCCUAAAUUAUAUUACAUAACAUAUGUCGUCACGUAUUACACACUUGGGCCACCCGGUUUUGAUGUAGUGUGGAGGUGCGUAGACCCAUCCAGUGGGAAGCAGCAAAUACUUUGAUACUUUCUUUUCUGGGAGUGAACCAUGAGCUUCUCUCUCACUUUUGACGUCGUGCUAAAAUCUUAGCACUUUUUGGACGUCUCCACCUGCGCGCUUAACAUCGACUUUUGGGGGGGUGGGAGUUCCUUAGUUUGUAUAGUGGUUAUAUUUAUAUACAUAUAUAUAUAUAAAAAUAUAUAUAUAAAAAAGAAAACAGUUUGGGGAAAUGAGCCAGAGUAGCAGACAGUCAUCUGGAGGCACAUUCUGGCCAGCGGGGGACAAAUUAACAACACGCGACAAUGUGCGCCAAAACAGCAUAUCGACAAAAACGGAGGAAAGUUGCUUUUUGGGUAAAACGACAAGAGGAGGCGAAUUUAAAGCGAACAAUGUGGAUGUUUACGCACGGUGUGACACGGAGAAGUGUUGCUGUCAUCGAGUCCCUCGCUGCGUCCCAGUGUCCGAGGCAGCCCGGGAACUCUGCAAGGCGGUGUCCGUGUCUCUGGGGCUGCAUGCCGACUCCAAUGGCGACGCUGAGCCCGCGCUCACCAGGGACGUCCCGCACGACCCAAUGCCCGUCGAGUGUUUAGCCACGCCGGGCGCAGCCAGGUACAACAGGUGCCCCUCUGGUGAGGAGGAGAUGAAGCCAUUACGUCGGACCUCUUCGGACUUAUUAUUAAGUGAGGCGUCUGACUUAACCCCGAGUCCCUACGCGUCGUCCACACCGCUUCUUAUGGAGCACCUCCACCGCGUCGUGGAGAGGCCAGGUCGGACCUACAAACCCCGGGAAGUCUCGACGGACUUCGGGGAGGACGCGUACCAAGUAGAGCCAUAUGUCAGCAUCAAGUCCGAGAUGAAUGGCGACGCCGAAGAGGGAAAGUGGGUCACUAUCGGCUGCACCCCUAACGAGAGGUACAACUGGGGGUCGAGGCAGUGCGUUGCUACGCCGCAGACGAGUGGAGCGAACACGGCCUUGAUUAGUGAUCCCUACCAGAGGAGCAGCGGGCAGUGGUACACCGGCGGAGGGGUGUUGGUGCCGACACACUCCAACCCCGACUUCAUCAAGAAGGAGGUGGGAGAGUGGCUGGAUGUCGCCUACAAAGACUCCUCCAGGUUUGAGACUGGCAGAGAGCACAUGUUCCCCAUGGAGUUCUUCUUCCCACCACAGAGGACAUGCCUCAUCUGUUCGGACGAGGCAUCCGGCUGCCAUUACGGUGCGCUCACCUGCGGCAGCUGCAAGGUUUUCUUCAAGAGGGCAGCAGAAGGCAAGCAAAAAUACUUGUGUGCCAGCAAGAACGACUGUACCAUUGACAAACUCAGAAGAAAAAACUGUCCAUCUUGUCGGCUGAAGAAGUGUUUUGAAGCUGGGAUGACUCUAGGAGCACGUAAACUAAAGAAGAUUGGACAACCAAAAAACCCCAAAGAGGAUAAUCCUGUUCAGGAUUCCGCUGAGGUUAUCCAUCAUGUCUCCCCUAAAUCGAGUGUGAACAUCAACUCCCAGACGGUCUUCCUUGAUAUUCUGCAGUCCAUUGAGCCUGAGGUGGUGAACGCGGGCCACGAUUACGCCCAGCCAGACUCAGCGGACAAUCUGCUCACCAGCCUCAACGAGCUUGGAGAGAGACAACUGGUCAACAUGGUCAAGUGGGCUAAAGGUCUACCAGGUUUCAGGAGUCUCCAUGUGGACGACCAAAUGACUGUCAUCCAACAUUCGUGGAUGGGCGUAAUGGUGUUCGCCAUGGGUUGGCGAUCACAUAAGACCGUCAACAGCAGGAUGCUGUACUUUGCGCCCGAUCUCGUCUUCAAUGAGCAUCGGAUGCAGAUCUCCACCAUGUACGAGCACUGUAUCCGCAUGAAGCGUCUGUCACAGGAGUUUGCAAUGUUGCAGAUAACGCAGGAGGAGUUUCUCUGCAUGAAGGCCCUGCUCCUCUUCAGCAUUCUACCAGUGGAGGGUCUGAAAAGCCAGAAGAACUUUGAUGACCUGCGCCACACCUACAUCAGCGAACUCCACCGCCUAGUGAAUUAUCGCAUUACAUCCAAUUGUUCUCAGAGGUUCUACCAAAUCACCCGACUGCUGGACUCCCUCCAAAUGACUGUAAAGAAGCUGCACCAGUUUACAUUUGACCUGUUUCUCCACGCUCAGUCAUGCCACUGCAAGGUCACCUUCCCAGAGAUGAUGGGAGAGAUUAUCUCAGUGCAUGUACCAAAGAUGUUGGCAGGUUUGACCAAACCCAUCUUGUUUCAUGAGUAAAACGACUCGUUUCCUUUUGUCUUAGUUUUUUUUAUUCUACCAAUGAGGCUUUGUACUGUUUAUUACAUAGUUUAUUUCAUCGCCUUGUUCUCAAGCCAUUUAUCUCCUCCCUCUACUUUUAAGCCAUAGUGACAUUGUUUUGUUACAACGGCUCAUGUUUUCUGUUUUGUGUUUAGCUCGAGCAGAAAUGCUUGUGUGAAAAAACACACACACAUACACUCUGUAAAUCAUUAUUACACCUACCGGCAGGGUGAAAAACACGUUUUGACAUCAUUAAACAGACACUUCAAGUACUUCUGCCCAAUCUAAAGAGAAACAAUAUGAUACUCUUUUUAAUUUUAUUUACACUAAUGGAAACAAUAUCUAUUUUUGUUAGUACUUGUAUUCCUCUCAGUAUAUUACAGUGCAAAUCAACACCACUGCAAACUACAAGGACAAAAACGCUGAUAUAAACUGAGCAUUAUAUUAAUAAUAUUAAUGGAGUCCUUAUAAUUCUCAGUAGAUUAUGAAGGUGUACCUACUGUACUGUAAUGUAGUGUCUGGCAAAGAUAAACCUAGUGUUAAGUGUUAAAUCUUCAUUUUUUACUUGUUUUAAUACGGCCAAAAAUGCAAGUUAGAUGCCAUCAGCUGGCUCCUAUCAAUGUAAAGGAGCAGCAGCUCAACUCUGAGCUCCUCUCGGAUGACCGAGCGCCUCCCUGUAUUUAUCACCCUUUAUGGGUGAGUUCAACCACCCUGCGGAGGGAACUAAUUUUGGCCUCUUGUAUCCAUCAUCUUGCUCUUGCAGUCACUAGCCAACACUUGUGACCAAAGGUGAGGGUAGGAACGUCACUUUAAUUGAAAAGUUUUCUUGUGGCUCAGCUCUCAACCACAAUGGUUUAGUAGAGCGACCGUGUUAUACUGCAGACGCUUGCCAAUCUACCAGUUGAUCUCAAGCGCCAGCUUCCACUCACUCAUGACAAGAUCCCAAAUAUACUUGAACUUCUCCAUUUGAGGAGAGACCUGACUCUCAAUCCAUCCUUUUUCCUACAAGAACCAUGUCCUCACAUUUGUAGAUGUAUUUACCCAUAAGCUUAAUACUGAGCUCUGAACCCCUUCAGUAAAUGCUAAAGGUCAUAGACUAAUGGGGCCAUCGGGACCACAUCAUCCGCAAAUAGCCGCGACCAGACCCUAAGGCCCUUAAUUCAGACACUCUCAACCGGCUGUACGGAGACCAAAUACUACGUACACAAAUCCUAUAUUUCCGGUGUGCCCCCGGUCUGUUCCCAGCUUCCGUGUAAUGUUGAAGGGAUGUGUCAACAAAGCCAGUUCCACAACAUCUAAAGCAUUAGGAAUUCAGGGUGAAUCUCAUCCAACCCUGGGGGUUUUGUUACUGAGGUUUUUUCUUACUACCUCAAAUACCUUAGGCCCGGCCAUGGGUAUGUCCACGUUUGUGUCCUCAGCUUUUGAAGGAUUCCUUGCUCUGCUCGGUUACAUCCCCAGUUGUGGUCAGAAGACCUCUGUUCCCAAUGUAAGUGUGGACCAGACACUCUUUCCCCUUUCUAAGUUGUCGAACAGUGGAUUAUUGACUCUUGCUUUUGUACAUCUGUGAUAAGGAAAAUGCUGUUACAUUUGAAUUCCAAAUGACUGUUUUUUAUACACAGUAGCAUUUGUAAAGGCAACUCUUACAUUGAAUGUCAUUCUGCAUUAAGUAUCAAGCUCCAUUCCAAUUUGAGUUGACAUAAAAAGACAGAAGAAUAAGUUGUACCCACUACCUUCUGGAAGGCACAAAACUUAUUUGAUAGAAUGUGAUCCUCAGUGCCAGAUAUCUUAUUAGACGAGGGUAGAAACGUUCCAACGGGACAACAAAUAGAUACGACAGCCAACUCAGAACUGGAAGCAUGUUCGAUGGCAUGAUGAUGAAUGAUAAGAGGCCUGAGUUGGUUGGUGGUGCCAAGGAAAACUGUGCUGUGCCUUCAAGAUAACAAAUUAGAAAAGUGGAAUUUCGCCAACAGUGGAACCUCCGAAUUUGAAAACCCUUUUAAGUUGUACAGUUUGAAUUAAAACUAAAAUGCUUUGAAAAAGGAAAUAUUAAAGUAAAAACAAACACAAUGAACAACGGACACAAUAUAAUUGCAUGACAUCUUCAUUGAAGACUCAAAAGAUUUACCUCCACACUAGUGUAGUUCGCAUUUAAUAUGUUUGUAAUGUCACCACAGCAUAAUACAAGUGAUGGCAAAGAGGAAAAUGUGAUGGUAAUCAUAGAACAGGAAAAGGACAAGUUGUACACACGUCUGUCAUUCUGCACACUGUACAAUAUGACUGAUAAAAUACAGGUGGUCCUCGGGUUACGAACAAGUUCCGUUCUUAGUCAAGUUUUAGUGAAAGUAAGAACGUAUGUUUAGAAGGACUUAUAAAAUACCGUAAUAAACAGAUGAAAAACAAGCAUUAAAUGAAACGGUAAUAGAAUUUAAUUUCUUUACAUAUACUGUAAGGUAAAUAUAUACAUUUCCUGUGGUUGUCUUUCACAUUGAAAAGGGUGUUGCAAGGGAGGCAGAGACAAAGAGAUCACUGUUCUGCCUAGUUCAGAGUAAAAGACCUUUCACAUGUUCAAAGAUACCAUCUUCAUCCUUGAUGAUUGUUUCGGCAUUUGUUGGACUUGCAUCCUGCAUGCAACCAUUGUUAGCAUUUUACGAUGUCUGAUUUUAUUUCACUUAUCACUUCCUAUCAUGUGCUGCCACCAGAAGAGUCUGCCUCCUAUUUGGGAGUCAUGUUGAAGGUUUAAGUUAAACAGAUCACUAAUUCUGUGGAGUCUAGCUCGCCAUGCAUCGAAGACCAAACCUCUGUUAAUAGACAGCGACAUGUGGGGACACAUGCACAACCAAUGCUCGGUUUGUCUCCUUGUCUCACUAGCAGGACUAACGGCUAGCCAUCUUGCUAAACAGUCUGGAGACACUUAUACGUCGAGUGCCAAGACUUUUUGCCGGCCCAAAGAGAGGGUGUCCAAUUGAUGAUGCGCAGGCAAACUGCAUCAUGGCUGUUUUUUUAUGGCCCGCGUAAACACACAAGAGUUUUGCCCCGGUUGAUGGAAAAACACUUGGUCAAAUUUUCUCCCUAGUAAAACCAACAAUUUGCCUUUUAGUGUGUGAUACUUCUCUUGUUGCCUUAUUUGUAUUUGACUUUAUUAAAUUGAUUUAUAUUACUAUUUGGAGCAGCCGGGCCGGAGCAGGAGGGGAAAGAAAGAGAAAAAAAGAAAGACAUUGUGGGGACAAAAGGGGGAUAAGACAGAGAGACAACAACAACAGCAAACACAACAAUAACAAUAACAAUAGAACAACACCAACAAAUAUGAUGGUAAGCGUGAUAGCAAAGAAGCAGUUAGUGAAAUAAAUAAUAAUACAGAAACGACAAUAAACACUAUUACACUACAAAUGGAGCAAUACAAAUACCAAUGGAAAUAUCACUAUUGGUAAUGAAUAAAAACAAUAAUUGCCUCUAUUAUCAACAAUACAAUUGUUCAAAUGCAACAAUACAUACAUGUAAUGAUAACUUGAAAUACAAAAGAAAGCAGAUAAAUGGAGGGAAAGAAAGAGAAGCCAACUAUAUUAACCUUGUAGAUUGUUAUAGUAACAAUAUGUUAAGCUUUGUCAGUGUGCCCAGUUUCCGCUAGGGCAACAACGUUAAUAUAUGUUUGAUGAAACGUGAUUAUAUGCAUGAGUGUAUGUAUAUAUAUGUACUUGUACAUGUACAAUAUAUGUAUAUGUAUGUUUGUACAGUGAAUGUGCGUGUGGAUGUACGAACUUUGAGUGUGUAGGUAUGUACUGUGUUUGUGUAUGCAUGUGGGAACGUAUGUAUGUACACAUGUAUGAAUAACUGUGUGUACGUGAGUAUAUAUGCGUAUUUGUAUGUACAAUAUAUUUGACUCCAUGUAUGUGCGGGAGCCAGAGUGCGGCCCCAGCCACUCAGAGAGCCCAACCCAAAACAGCAGGUGUGGUGCCCAGGGAACAAGGGACCACCAUCCCCACGCAACCAGGCCAGCCAGCGACAGGAAACCCAGAGUCCGACCCAUCGUCCCGCCCGGAGGAGCCAGCAGCAGGCCGUAGACAGACGCGGAGGACAAGGCACGGGAGAAGCCGGGGACAGCCAUCCCCCAAGCCAGCGAGAGACCACACCCCACACGGGCAGAAAGGCAGGACGCCCCGCCCGAGGGGCCCAGAGACUACCCGCAACCGGACGGGAAGACUGCCCCCGCCCCACCAGCAACCGGGCCCCCACGAGCCCAACCCCCAGUUCACAGCGGGGCCCGCUCCAGGUCACUCCACCCAAGUCGGCCGCCGCAGGGCCGCCUAGCACGGGGCCACGGGAACCAUCCACCCCACCUACAGGGACCCCAACGAUGGAGAUGGAACAACCAGCAACUUCCCUGUCGAAUCCUACCCCUGAGGGAGGGGAAACAUUUAAAUAAUAAUAAUAAAAUAUAAAUAAAAUUUAAAAAAUAUAAUAAUGAUUUAAAAAUAUAUAUAUAAUAAUAAUAAUAAUUAAAAAAUAUAAAUAAUAAUAAUAAUUAAAAAAAAUAUAUAUAUAUAUAUAUACAAAUUAAUUAAAAGAAGAUCACAGAUACGCUGACACACAAGGUUACUACCCCAGCAGCUGGCCGACUUGCAGCACCACGGAAUACCUUGCAGUGCACCAAGCUGCCACAAUAGACGCGAGGACUAGACCCAGCAGGCCCCAACCAAGACGGGCACCCGGAAGGGAUGGACGGUGGGACCCAGGAGCUCUAGACACACAGCCCGGAUGCAGUAGCCUGAGGCGCCAACCCCCACCUGACAAGCAGGCCCCGAGCGUACCCCCAUAAAUAUAUAUAUAUAUAUAUACAUACAUACAUACACACACCUGUGAUGAGGUGGCGACUUGUCCAGGGUGUACCCCGCCUUCCGCUCAAUUGUAGAUGUCCAGCGCCCUCCCCCCCGUGAUCCCGAAGGUAGAAAAUGGAUGGAUGGGCAUACAUACACACACACACACACACACACACACACACACACACACACACACACACACAUAUAUACAUAUAUACAUAUAUACAUAUACACGUACAUAGGAUGGAUGGGCAUACAUACACACACACACACACACACACACACACAUAUAUACAUAUACACGUACAUAGGAUGGAUGGGCAUACAUACACACACACACACACACAUACAUACAUAUACACAUACAUACAUACAUACAUACAUAUGUAUAUAUAUAUAUAUAUAUAUAUAUAUAUAUAUAUAUAUAUUAGGGCUGCGAAUCUUUGGGUGUCCCACUAUUCGAUUCAAUAUCGAUUCUUGGGGUCACGAUUCGAUUCAAAAUCGAUUUUUUUUCUUCGAUUCAACGCGAUUCUCGAUUCAAAAACGAUAUUUUUCCGAUUCAAAACGAUUCUCUAUUCAUUCAACACAUAGGAUUUCAGCAGGAUCUACCCCAGUCUGCUGACAUGCAAGCAGCGUAGUAGAUUUUUGUAAAAAGCUUUUAUAAUUGUAAAGGACAAUGUUUUAUCAACUGAUUGCAAUAAUGUCAAUUUGUUUCAACUAUUAAAUGAACCAAAAAUAUGACUUAUUUUAUCUUUGUGAAAAUAUUGGACACAGUGUGUUGUCAAGCUUAUGAGAUGCGAUGCAAGUGUAAGCCACUGUGACACUAUUGUUCUUUUUUUUUUUUUUUUAAAGUGUCUAAUGAUAAUGUCAAUGAGGGAUUUUUAAUCACUGCUAUGUUGAAAUUGUAACUAAUAUUGAUACAGUUGUUGAUAAUAUUCAUUUUUGUUUCACUACUUUUGGUUUGUUCUGUGUCGUGUUUGUGUCUCCUUUCAAUUGCUCUGUUUAUUGCAGUUCUGAGUGUUGCUGGGUCGGGUUUGGUUUUGGAAUUGGAUUGCAUUGUUAUGGUAUUGCUGUGUAUUGUUUUGUUGGAUUGAUUAAUUAAAACAUUUAAAAAAAUAAUAAUAAUAAUAAUAAAAAAAUAAAUAAAAAAAUCGAUUUAAAAAAAAUGAGAAUCGAUUCUGAAUCGCACGUAAUUCGAAUCUAUUUUUUCCCACACCCCUAGUAUAUAUAUAUACAUGCAUAUACCCAUACAUGCACACACAUAAAUACACACAUUUACAUCCAUCCAUUCACACACACACACAGAGGUACAGACACACACACAUAUACACAUUUAUACACCAACAAAUCCAUACACAGGCCGCCGGGACAGCGAUCAAGCCCCGGCACCCACUGCCCACUGAGAACCAGCCGAUCACCUCCCACAAGCCCCACAGGUCCAGCCGCGCACCCCCUCCCCCCAGGGACAACCCCCGACAAGCCCGUCCCAGACGACGGCACGACACCGGGCUUGAAGGGCGGCGCGGCAGAGUGCAAGGGCAGGCCCAGGCCGACACCCGACAAGCCAACCAACACGACAAUAAACGAGAAUGAAGCCAGAAAGUUCGCCAGCCUUGACAACCACUACAACACAACAUCAGGCACCCCACACCGGACCCAGCAGCCAUGGGCGCCCGCAGCAGAAACAGCAGCUGCAAUACCCCCAGACAGCCAGCACCACUCAAUCAAAUCAAAGUGAUCGAAAAACCGCGACCGGCAACCACACGCCAACAGGAUCAUGGAGACCAGCCAGCGCCAGCUCGCCAGUCAGCCCAAAUGCCAACAUGCAAACAAGAGACAUCAACACCUCCCCCACCAUCAGACUACGCCGACCUCCAGUCCCUAUUGAUGUGUGUACUGUAGCGUGAGUGAGAUAUGUAUGCUUGUGGGAACUAAUAGUGCGAUUAAAAUUGGGGGACAUCAAGGUCAUAGUGGGUCCCAACCAAGCCAAGCCCCCCAAACCCUAAGUGUCUAAUAUGCAGCUAAUAUUGAGGGGUGGACGAGCAGGGGACAAGCCAGGAGGACUGGAGCAACAUAGGAGGCAUCCUCAUCCUCCCGCCAUGCCUCCGCCAUUCACAUUCUUCAAUGACAACUUUGAUGUGUUCUGGGAGAGACGACAUCUCUUUAGGCUAGACGGGCUCCAUUUAGACAGAACUGGUACCCGCACAGAAAUCCCCCGAAACACCAAUUAUCCACCUUUUCACAAAACAGGUCACCUGACACCAUCAACAUGGCACUUUUUAACGUUCACUCCCUUUAAAACAGAACUUUGUUAUUGACUGGUGUUUAUUUAGACAAGUUAGACGGUCUUCUUUUAACUGAGACAUGGCUUGACGCAGCUGUUGCUCUCACUGAGGCAUCCCCAAUACAUUUAACCUUUAUUUCCUACUAUAAGAGGAAGAAUAGGAGGGACUGCAUCCAUUUUAAAUAACUCACUGACUUCAAAAGAAGUGUUUUUUAACAAAAAAAUACACAUCAUUUGAGCACCACACCUUGGUUUUUUAGGAAGCCCCCACCCCCACCCAUUCUCUGUGCAACAGUUUAUAGACCACCCAGCACUCUAGCUCUUUUAUCAGUGAAUUUUCUGAACUUUUAUCACUCUUUCAUAUCUCCUACAGCAAUAUUUUAAUAACUGGGCAUUUUAAUUUACGUGUUGAUGACAUCUCAUAUUCAAUAUCCAGAUAGUUUUCAAAUGUUUUUAAUGACUUUGAUUUUAAACUGCACGUCACACAGGGAACACACCCUGGACUUGGUUAUAAGUCAUGGCCUUUCCAUUGGUGUGUUGUCUGAAGACCUGGUGGCUGUGUCUAAACACUACUGUGUUUUUUUAAUAUCACCAGACUCAACCAGCAGGGACCCCCGGUGAAAACAGUGAAGAAACGCAAACUUUAUUAAGAUUUUACAGAACGCUCUUGCUGAAAUUUUACCUGCCCUUUGUGCAGUUAUCGUUGACAAUUUUACCAGUAAACCUAAGUCAACCCUGGACUCAGCAGCGCCACUUUCAACAAACAAACAUCAAAACAAAACCUACCCAUGAAGAAACAAGGAAUUACAUAAACUGGAAAUAAAUUGCAGAACUGCCAAAAGAUAAAGAAAAUCAAAAUGAACCAUUUAUUAUCAGAUUUUUCGUUAACGGACAAUAACACAGUCAAACAGGCUGGUAUUUACAAUUACUCACAACUCACCACAGACCUUUAAAACCACCCCCAGUUCCCCUUCUCCACUAAUGGGUACACAUUUUAACAAAGCUUUUAAAACACCAUCUGACGCUCUUUGCGAGGACUUUGCAGACCACUUCGGAACCAAGAUCAGGGAGGUCAGAUCUAAAAUAAAAAGCUCACAGUGUUGGUUCUUCUAAUCUAAGGGCAUGAUACAUGAUAGAGUAGACCAGUCCUUCUCCCCAGUGGUGAGCGCGUUGCGAUGCUAGGGGGGCACCAUGUGAUAUCGAGGAGUUUGCUUUUUUUGCCGUACCAGAAUAUGACGAAGCGUAUGUAGCACUUGGCUUCACUGUAACCACAGUGGGAGAUGAUGAAAGACCAGUGUGUUGUUUCCUUCAAUAUUAUUCAGAGGUAUAGUUAUAACAAUUUUAUAGACAAUUUAUACAAUAUUUAUAUUCACUGUGGAGAGUGGGGGGGAUGCGAAAUAUUUUCUUCUUCCUUUGGAGGGGCGCAACAGAAAAUAUUUGAGAAACACUGCAAAUGUAUUAAAUUGACUUAGACACGUGGUCGACAUCUCUGGUACUGUAAUAACUGUUUUAAAAAAAAUAAAAAUAAAAAUUACAGCCACCUACCUUUUCCCUUCUAUUAGUUCACUGUGCGGCAUUAUGUCUUUCUGUUGUGUGGUCAUGUGACCAAACAGGACCAAUCACCACCUUUAUAUAACCUGUACGAGUCUACAGUACGAGCAGGGCAUGAGCGUGCAAAAGUUGCUGAAAAGGAAGAAGGCAAUAAGCCUAUACUCAGCCACAUAGUUUAGGGGGCCAAAAAUAAUCCAUUUUCAAAUUAAUCAUGAUCACGACAAUUCUUAAUUGACUGAAAAAAAUCCAAAAUAAAUCAUGUAUA